This is a messenger RNA of Clupea harengus (Atlantic herring), 1308 nucleotides long. Its product is annotated as calcium-activated potassium channel subunit alpha-1-like. The record is from RefSeq and is a predicted model, not a curated record. The annotation marks the transcript as partial. Lineage: Eukaryota; Metazoa; Chordata; Actinopteri; Clupeiformes; Clupeidae. The transcript is spliced from 9 exons.
UAAGGACCCAAGGUGUAUAUAUCUAUGCCUGUUGGCACUAAACUAAUUGGAACCCAGCCCAAGCCCCUACUAGUGACGUACACACAGGAGAAAGGUGACAGAGGUGAAUCAAAAUAAAAGUUCGCUACACCCAUUGGUCCCACCGGCUACACAUGGAAAAAAAGUCCAUAAAUCAUGCAGUAAAUAAACAGCUAAUAGUCUCAAAAUAGUGCUUUCUAUAUUAGUGCAUGGCCAACUGAGCCUUUCUAUCCACCGAGGUUGUUCACCUGUCAGUUAGCGUGUUUAGCUUUUCUAGCUUGUGGUCAUUUUUCAAGUUUUUCACUGCUCCUGUGGUUUUGCAUGCUGUUCUAUCCUAUGACUUCUGCAGGAUUGAGAUUCAUCAGGGCAUUGUAUGCCUUAGAGUUACCGCAGAUUCUACAGAUACUUGGCAUACUCAACGGCAAUACAUCUCUGAAGUUAUCCCGUCUAGUUGCCAUUCUGGUAGCAACUCUUCUCACCUCUGCCGGUUUUAUCCAUCUGCUUGAGAGCUCAGGUGACCCCUGGCUUGAUUCCCAUCACAAGGGACAUCUCAGCUUCUUUGAUUGCAUCUACUUCCUUGUGGUCACCAUGUCAACAGUGGGUUAUGGUGAUGUGUUCAUGAGCACAACACUGGGCCGCCUGUAUAUCACAGGUUUCAUCGCCAUUGGCCUGGGCAUGUUUGCUACCUAUGUCCCAGAGGUUGUCGAGAUCAUUAUAAACAGGGAGAGAUUCAGUGGGCAAUACAAAGAUGAAGGAAAAUUACAUGUAGUGGUGUGUGGACACAUCACUCUGGCCAGUGUUUCAGCAUUCAUGAGGGAGUUUUUCCACGAGGACAGGGGAGAGGUUAAUAUCCGGGUGCUUUUCUUGGGAAAUUUUUGUCCUGACCAGGAAUUGGAAGCUUUCUUCAGUAGGUGGUUCAUGCAUGUAAUUUUCUACCAAGGCUCUGUGUUAAAACGGAAAGACCAGGAUAGAGUGAUGAUGGAUAAAGCGAAUGCUUGCUUGAUUCUCUGUGACAGAUAUGCCACAGACCACCACAAUGAGGAUGUCACUAAUCUCAUAAGGGUGAUCGCAAUCAAGCAGUUCUACCCCAACACCAGAGUCAUUGUCCAGAUGCUGAAACACUACAGCAAGGCUUACCUGCAGAACGUGUCCAACUGGGAGUGGAGCAGGGGCGAUGGUGUCAUCUGUCUAGCCGAGCUCAAGCUGGGCUUCAUGGCUCAGAGCUGCCUUGUGCCGGGGCUCUCCACUCUCCUGGCCAACCUCUUCAGCAUGCAGGGUGGCCCGUUGGAG